AUGGGGGAGGCUGCAGGGGGCGAGGUGGAGUCCAUGACGGGUGAGGGGGAGGUGAGUGAGACCGCGAUGGGCAUCAACCUGGAGGUACGGCGGGAUAGCCGAGUGAGGAGGGCAGAGAGGCUCUUUCGGGGGUCCAAGUCUCACAGCCGAUGGUUUUGCUCAGUGCGGCACCAGAAACAGCCCGAGCAGACAGCGAGUAUCGGCACACCUGAUGCAGACAGCGAGUAUCGGCACACCUGGUAGACAGAUCUGAGCUGAUUGUACGAACAGCAUGUCUUGGAUCAGUGGGCGCUCGACGUCGAGCUCUCUGACUAGCCUCUGGGUGUCGUGCCUAUGUCUGGCUGUCAUUCUCGUAUAUCUGCAACCGGUGUCGACAGCGAUUUUUCUGACCAUCAUAGGGUGGCACGUGCGUGUCGAGUGGGUGGGUGGGUGGGAUGGGGAGACAGGCCGUGUGCAUGCUUCUGUGCAUGUGCAUGCUGCUAGUUUAGUGCGCCUGGACAGGAUCCCCUCGGGGUUACAGACACGAGUCUCGUUAAACACAAUAACCAACCGCUCGUCCAGCACGCAACACGCAACAGCACGCAACAACACGCAACACGGCAGAUCUACAAUGGCGCUGCGAGAGGCGCGAACACAUGUGGCAGACACGCAACACCGCACGCACGUCACCCGGCAGACGGCCGGUGUGGGGCGGCCACUGGGCUUUUGAAAGGCCCCGGUGACGUGCGCAUUGCGCUACGGCUCUACACGUACAUGGCAGGCGGGCUUGGAGCCUCCCCCCAGGACCCGAAGAGCGGGGUUUUGUGUGGCCCUUCGACCCCACGAAGCGCGGUUUGUUCGUGGAGGGCGGGGCGCUCUUCAAUGACGCCGUAGAGAUCCGGGGCUUCCUUCAAGGCGAGCGAAGCUUUCUGGAUAUCUCCGGCAGCGUGCGGAUUAUAAGGCUGGGAGAGCGUUUUGGCAACCUCUUUGUCGACGGUGGCAUCCUCAGCAGCUCAGUCGUCACCGACUCGCUGUUUGUAUUUCAGGCGGACAACCAGCUUCACCAAGUGUGUGAGCCAGCGGGGAGCUGCGCCCGAUCCGAAGGCUGUCGGCCGAGGAGAAUCCAGCGAUUGGUGACGAGGAGCAGUCGGCUGUCCUGGAGGCCUUCAAGCAGCUGCCCAUCAAGACCGUCAAGACCACCACAGCCAACAGGAAUGCGAUAGCGACAGAGCAGCAGCACAGCCCAAUGGCCAGCCGUGAUCAUCAGCAGCGUCAGGGGCAGCUGCUUUUGGCGGCUGAGGACGUCGAACGGCUCUUCCCGCAGGCCGUCAAGACCAUGUCGCGGCCCGCACACGACAAGGGACAAGAGAAAGAGAGCAACAAGGGCCACAAAGGGAAGAAGGGCGGCGAACAGACAGCACAGGCCAGCAAGACUGGCUAUGUGGAUGAAGAGGUAGAGAAAUAGAAACUUCAUUUUGUCAGGCACCAUCUGCUGCACAGCGC
Messenger RNA from Vitrella brassicaformis, 1482 nucleotides. NCBI's taxonomy places the organism in Eukaryota, Vitrellaceae. The record is from the annotation of a GenBank genome assembly.